AUGACAAAACAAGUUGCUGUAGAGAACUUCACACGUUCAUGUGCUGGAUACUGUGUAGCCACAUAUGUGUUAGGUGUAUGUGACAGGCAUAAUGAUAAUAUUAUGGUGAAACAAACGGGCCACCUGUUUCAUAUAGACUUUAAUAAAAUACUUGGCGAUGCUCAGAUGUUUGGAAAUAUUAAGAGAGAUCGUGUAAAGUUUGUGUUGACAUCAGAUAUGGCAUAUGUGAUAAAUGAUGGAGAUCGGCAAAGCGACCGGUUCCAACAUUUCAUAGAUAUGUGUGUUAAAGCAUUUAAUAUAUUACGUAGACAUGCCAACUUGUUCAUCAAUUUAUUCUCAUUGAUGUUACGGUCAGGUAUACCAGGUAUUACGGAGAAAGGUGUAGAGUUUGUACAGAGGGCGCUGCUGCCAGGUCUGACUGAUACCCAGGCUACUUCAAUGUUCACAAGAAUGAUACAGGAGAGUUUAAGUGCUAAAUCUACCCAGUUUAACUUCUUCAUACAUAACCUGGCUCAGAUGAAGUUUUCUAGUCACAAUGAAGGGGCCCUGCUGUCAUUUGUACCUAAAGUUUAUAAUCAACAGACUGAUGGUAAAAUAAAGCAUGUCGAAGUAUUUGGUAUCCAGAAAAGGUAUACACCUGAAAAGCAUUACAUCUACACUUUAAAAAUUGUGCGAGAAAACCAAAAAGUACCAACUUAUAUUUUCCGUAUUUUCCCUGAGUUUGUUGAAUUUAGAAACAAAUUGGCUGCAGAAUUUCCUCUUGUGAAUUGGCCACCACUUCAAGGAAGGGUGUGGUCAGCACCGGUGGGAGGCAAGCGUUGGGUGUUACUUGGACGCAGCCAUGUGAAAGCUGUGGCUGAAAAUAGGAAGUCAGAAAUUGAAAGAUUUCUUCAGGAUCUCUUUUGUGCCUCUGGUGAAAUUGUUCAUUGUGAGCUGGUGUACACAUUUUUCCAUCCAUUGCUGCGAGACGAACAAGAGGCCCAGAAGGAGAGAAUUGCAUUACCAAAGCUAAGAGAAGAGAAUAGAUCAUUUUCAGAGAAGAAAACAUCACCAAAAUCUCCCACGACCCCAGAAAAUCCAAUCCUUGUUCAGUCAAAACAAGGUCAGUUGAAGUUGUCACUAGAAUAUGUCAAAGACACGCUACAUAUAAUGAUCAUGCACGCAAAAGAUCUGCCAAUGGUUGGUUCUGAGCUACCAAGUCCCUAUGUGAAGACUUAUCUUCUACCCGACCCAGAUAAACAGACCAAGAGAAAAACCAAAGUUGUAAAAGAUUCAACCCAUCCAACCUACAAUGAAGUGAUUGAGUACAAACUAUCACAAGACGUGUUAAGACAAAAGCUGUUACAAGUUACAAUCUGGGACCAUGAUGUGCUAAGGGAAAACCCCUUUCUUGGGGCAGUGUAUGUCAGACUUAGAGACAUUGACUUUACCAAUACAGUAUCACAAUGGUAUAAACUGGAGAAACUACAAAUCACAGACACAAAUGCAUUGUAACAUUUUAACUAUUUGUAAACCAGACAGAAAAUGCAAAAUUGUGAUUGGAUGAUUUAAAUUUUGAAUUUAUCAUUGACCAAUGGCAUGGUAGGAUUCAAAGACUGGUCUCAAAAUGUAUUAAUAAGACCAGUAGAUCGAAUCAGCAUUACAUUGUCUUUUUUAAUAUAGAUUUUAGCUUUUAAAAGAAGAUUUGUUAAAAGUGUUAAAGGAUAUUCGAGCUAGAAUGUUUUAGUAUAAAAGCAGUAUGCCUCUAGAUUCUCAUUUUUAUAAAAAAAAUUGAAAAUGUAUUUUAAAAGUGAAAUUUGUGAAAUGAAAAAAAGAAAGUAAUUUACACAUCGAAACUGCACUUCCAUAUCUGCAAAUUACCAAACUGAGGUCUAAAUAGCAAAAUUAGCAACAUACAUUUAUACUGUAUAAGUCGUGCAAUAGAAUUAUGAUGAUAAAUACUAGA
Molecule: messenger RNA, 1945 nt
Organism: Ruditapes philippinarum (Manila clam)
Lineage: Eukaryota; Metazoa; Mollusca; Bivalvia; Venerida; Veneridae
Product: phosphatidylinositol 4-phosphate 3-kinase C2 domain-containing subunit alpha-like
Exons: 15
Coding region: 1-1494 (497 amino acids)
Biological process (GO): phosphatidylinositol 3-kinase/protein kinase B signal transduction; phosphatidylinositol-3-phosphate biosynthetic process; cell migration
Cellular component (GO): phosphatidylinositol 3-kinase complex; cytoplasm; plasma membrane
Molecular function (GO): phosphatidylinositol binding; 1-phosphatidylinositol-4-phosphate 3-kinase activity; 1-phosphatidylinositol-3-kinase activity
Source: RefSeq, a predicted model, not a curated record